GAAACGAAACAGUCACCGGGCUCAGAGUCCAAGAGGCGAUUAUUUUCUUAUCAUACAAAGUUGUUGUGUGCGUUUGAGUCGUGAGUGAGUUUGCAUGACUGACUACUAGCCGCUACUUAAGCUCUCUAGGCUCAAUCGACGUCGCGACGCCACUACAAAAGUAAGAGUGAGAACUUGGACUCGCGGCGGUGCUUGAAGCUUGAUAACAAACCCGCCCGAGUCGGCUUCGAGUGGACAGUCAGAGUUGCCACCUCUCAUUCGGUGCUAGAACGGAACGUGCUACGGACGUACAUCAGUGAGUUUCUAAAGGAAAGUGCCCAUUAGUGACAAGUUUUAAUAGCCAGUUAAAAUGUCCGCGGAAGAGCUGAAGUUGGCCGACGAGCUGUUUGACGACGCCAAGUACCAGGAUGCGUUCGAGCUGCUGGAUAAGCUGAGUGACAAAGACUCGGUCGAAGUGCAGUGGCGGCUGGCACGUGCCGUAUUCUUCAUCUCCAAGCAAACCCAGAACGCCGACGAGAAGGCCAAGUUUGUGCGGGAAGCGUUCGUGUACGCCGAGAAGGCCCUCGCCCUGGAUGGGGCCAGCUUCGGCGCGAACAAGUGGUUCGGAGCGAUCCUGUCGGAAAAGAGCAGCCUGGACGGAACGACGGAACGGGUCAAGCAGCUGGAGAACGUGAAGAAGCACUUUUCGCUGGCGAAGGACGCCAACGACAGUGAUCCGGGCAUUUGGCACAUGCUGGGCCAGUUCAACUUUAAGAUUUCCGAGCUGGGAUGGGUAACGCGAAAGCUGAUCAACUCCGUCUCGUCGAACCCACCGUCGGCUUCGUUCGAGGAAGCGCUGGAGUGCUUCGAGAAGGCGGAGAACCUGAAGCCCGGCUUCUACAGCCAGAACCAGCUGUACCUGGGCAAGACGUUCCUGGCCCUGAAGCAAAAGGACAAGGCCAAGCAGUGGUUCCAGAAGGCGUCCGAGGUGGAAGUUCGCAGCGAAGACGAUCGCGUAUGCCGCGAGGAGGCCGCCGAAGCACUGAAGAAGCUUUAAACUAGCCGUAAUUUAUGAGCAGAGUUCGUGCGACGACGACGACGCAGUCCAACGGCCGCGCGCGCACGUGAUUGCUGAAAAUCAGUACCUUUAGAAAUAGUAGUAUCGCUUUGAUUGAAGUGCUCACGCCACUCACCGCUUGUUUUAAAGGGAGACCCCAUUGAACUUGCAAUUGCACUGUUAAUGACCUGCUGGCCGCCGCUACUGCUAGUAAUUGUGUGUCUACCGACAGGAAAGAUCAUCAAUGCCAUAGAAGUAACCGGAUAUAAAUAUAAGAAGAGUGUGAUUGUCGAUGAAA
Molecule: messenger RNA, 1334 nt
Organism: Culex pipiens pallens (northern house mosquito)
Lineage: Eukaryota; Metazoa; Arthropoda; Insecta; Diptera; Culicidae
Product: regulator of microtubule dynamics protein 1-like
Exons: 2
Coding region: 350-1036 (228 amino acids)
Cellular component (GO): spindle microtubule; cytoplasm; mitotic spindle pole
Molecular function (GO): microtubule binding
Source: RefSeq, a predicted model, not a curated record